Messenger RNA from Erinaceus europaeus (western European hedgehog), 887 nucleotides. RefSeq names its product oncomodulin 2 (gene OCM). Gene Ontology annotation, cellular component: nucleus; cytoplasm. Gene Ontology annotation, molecular function: calcium ion binding. NCBI's taxonomy places the organism in Eukaryota, Metazoa, Chordata, Mammalia, Eulipotyphla, Erinaceidae. The record is from RefSeq and is a predicted model, not a curated record. Bases 393 to 794 code for a protein of 133 amino acids. The transcript has 4 exons.
UACGUGUCCACUUCCCUUCAGCCACUUUCUCCUCCGGACCAGGUUUCUAGCACCUUCUCCACGCCUCACUGCUGGGGUUCAUUUGCAGAAGUGAAAGCCUUAGUUAAGGUUCGUUGAGUUGUUUUUUUUUUUUUUUUAAAUUGGCUGUUCCCACCCACAUUCCCUUGAGAUAGAAAUAGAAGAGAAAAAAGGAGGCUUAAUUAGCAAGGCAAGACACCCGAGCUCCGGUGCACUUGAUCCUCGAACAGGAAACCUAAGAGGUCCUUUUCAGUCCUAUAUAAGAUGGGUCCGUAACACUGCAAAGCCACCUCAUUUAUUUUUUUAUUUUUUUGCUCUUUCAACUCUUUUUUUUUUCCUGAUUCUUCUUGGGGGGAUAAUCUAAAACGGUGGCCAUGAGCAUCACGGACCUGCUGAGCGCAGAGGACAUCGCAGCCGCGUUGCAGGAGUGCCAAGACCCAGAUACUUUUGAACCCCAGAAGUUCUUCCAGACAUCAGGCCUCUCCAAAAUGUCGGCCAGUCAGGUGAAGGAUGUCUUCCGAUUCAUAGACAACGACCAGAGUGGAUACCUGGAUGAAGAAGAGCUUAAAAUUCCAGGAAAUGGUGCAUUCCUAAGGCCUCCUCGCCCCCCACCCCCAGCUUUGCAGCAGACAGUCAUCUGGAAGUCCUCCCAAGCUUCAGGAAUGAGAACCCCCACCCCCUCCCUGCUAAUGUUAUUCAUUCAUUCCCUCCCCCAGCCCCCAAAUGCUUCUGCAGUUUGCUUGUCUUUUUUUUUUCUUAGUCAGGUAGUGAGGUGAAUUUUGGGGGAGUGGAUUUGCCCCCCAACCUCUGUAAGGCCCUCAGCAGACAGCACCUUUGAAAAGCACCCAAUAAAGAGUUUCUCAUCUGUG